UAGCCUGGAACACAAACGGCUGGACUUUUUCUCAUUUGGGUGUCUUUGCGGAAGAAAAACAGUCUUUGCAAAACCUGUCGCGAUGAUACAGUAGUUUUAUCCGAUUCAUAUUCGCAUCGACACAAUUUCGACGGCACUGUUAAUAUUCACGGGAGUCUAAUUUAAGAAGGAAGGGACAAAGCAAACCGGAAGAGGCUGGGACAAGAAGAGAAGAAAAAGAGAGAGAAAGGGCGGGAUGCAAGAGGGAAACAGAGUGGAAGAUAUUGAUAGGCCAGGACUCACAGGAAAUCAGGAGGAUUAUAGACUGUUUUAAAGCUAGAAAAGAUGAAGCCCAUUCAAGUACAAGGAAGACGAUCACCCCCCUCCACUCGUGCCAAGGGAGUUAAGAGGAGGGCAGCAAACAGUAGUCCACAGGAAGAGAAGAGAGACACAGAGGAAAAACCCAAAAUUUCACCUACCUCUCCCAAGAGACAUAUCUCCUCAAAUUCUGACUCAUCACAUGAAGGGCCAGUGAGAAGAAGUGGGUCUGCAGAGAAGAAGGUCAUCUACAGUGAUGGGACCCUCAAUAUAAGAGAGGAUUGUGGGAAAGCAGAGGAACAUCCUGGGAGUGGAACACACAGCGACAGCAGCAGUUGCACGGUCUGCGCCAGCAAUAGCCCCAACUCUUCAUCUAGUCGUAAGACGGCCACUUUUAAAGCCCGUGUGCCCAAGAAGAAGUACACCUCUGAGCACUGUGCCAGAAAUCAUGGCAACGCUAGCACUCCCAGCACACCCCAACAGAACAGCAACAACUCUCACAACAUUGCUGGUGCUAGCCAGGGACCAGCUUCCUCUGCAGUACAUGGAGAUACACAUGGCCAAAGCCUGCUGGGUGAGGACAACAUUUCUGGGUACUUACACAACAGUGUAAUUGGGCCUAUGGAUAGAACAGCAGGUGAGGGUGGUGAGAGGGAUGGGACAAGCACAUCUAGUCCACAGCGUUGCUCCUCAACAGAUACGGCCAGUGAGCACUCAGCUGACUUAGAUGUGACAGUCUCAGGACCCGAUUCCCACUCCAACUCCCAACAGCCACAAGCACAUAGUACUUUAACAACCUCACAGGAGAGCCUAUCAGCAGGGUUAGCUGAAGCCCUUGCAAAGGGUCUCAAGAAUCAAAGAGUUCUGGCCCGACAGAGUCCAAGUUUAAGAGAUGAGUGGCCUCCUGAUCGGGGCCGGGAUAUGUCAGGAGUGUUUCGUGCUGGUGUUGUACGAAGAGUCAGCGAGGAGCAUGGGAGUGUGGAGGUGCAGCUAAAUGGUGAGAAGACCAUAUGCAAGUACCCUUUUCGAGUGGCUACUGUUUCUGUUGACCUAAUUCUGGAUGCGCCCCCUCCUGGGGUGGUGCCAUUGCCUAUAGGCUCACGGGUCUGUAUCCCCUUUGGAGGAGGUGACGAGAGUAGUGAGGAAGCGCAACAGUGGUAUAGAGAAGGCAUAGUCACUCAAGUGGAUCAGCAUCCUGCUGUAUCUUGCCCGUAUCGUGUCCGGCUACGGGAGGAUCUAUCCGAUGAGAGAAAGGAGAGGAGAGGUGGUGAGGAAGAUGGAAUGGGGAUCAGUGCUAAGGCUGUUUGGGUCUCACGACAGAAUCUCCGUCUACUGGUUCCUCCUUGGGACCUAGAGCCUCCCCAGCCUGCUGAGCCAGGGAUUGAUGGCAGGAGGGGGAGAGAAAGAGAGUGGGAGGAAAUAGAGGAGAUGGAAGUGGAGCAGGAGGUGGUUAUGUUAACCAGGCCAACAUUUGGAGUUCAGGGAUUGUUGCAUCCUGUAACUGUACCUUUCACAGCAACCCUUUCUUCAUCCUCUGCUGUUAGCACUGCCAUUACCUCUGUAUUCAGUUUAGCUCCAAAUCGAGACUGGGAACAUAACAGAGAGAAGGAUCAGGAGAGAGACAGAGACUUGCAAAGGCACUUAGAAAGAGAAAGGGAAAGAGAUCGAGAAAGGGAGAAGCACAUGCAUCUUUCUCUUCAUCCAUCCACCCCAGAGGAGGACAUUGAGGUCAGCCAUCUCAGCCAGCUAAGGGAUGGCGGGCUCACUGCAGACAUGGGAAGCAAAGCUCUCGGGGUUCCUUCUCAGCAUCAACCUAUUCUUUCUAAUCCAAACUACCUCAGCUCUCCCCUUUCUGUGGUGAGAAGCCUCAGCACCCCAAUUGCACACCACCUGCCCCUUGUCCCUCAUCCAAACCACCCUGUGCUGCUGGGCCUAGAUUCAGCAUCAGGGGCUGCGGUCAUCUCCUCCACACUCCAGAUGCCUCCCCUGCCCCCUACCUCCUCUCAAGGCUCCCUAGACAAGAUCCCUAGCUCAAAUUCACAUGGUGCAUCAGGAGGUGGGUCUGGGUCGUCUUCCUCUUCAUCACGUUCCCGUACACCCCUCACGGCUGCUCAGCAGAAGUACAAGAAAGGUGAUGUGGUGUGUACCCCUACAGGCAUCCGCAAGAAGUUCAAUGGAAAGCAGUGGCGCAGACUUUGCUCACGUGAAGGCUGCUCAAAAGAGUCACAGAGACGUGGCUAUUGCUCGCGGCAUCUCUCCAUGCGCACCAAGGAGAUGGAAGCUGGAGGUGGGGUGGGCCGAGACAGGAGUGGUGCCAGUAGCACAGGCACUCUCACACCCGACCUUCGUUUAGGUGGACGCACUAGCAGCGAGUAUGACUGGGACGACAACUCGCAUGACAGCAGUGAAGCUAGCAGCCGUGGAGGGGAUUCUCGGCCACGUCUGGUCAUGACCUCUCUCAUACCGCAAGAUCUAUCACGUGACCUUUCCCGCUUUGACUUUGAUGACUGUGAGGCUGCAAAUAUGUUGAUGUCACUUGGCAGCUCGCGGUCAUGCACACCCUUCUUUUCACCUGUUUCCAAUCAGUCUCCUUUCUCCCCUGCACCAUCUCCCUCACCCUCUCCGCUGUUUGGCUUCCGCCCAGCUAAUAUCAGCCCCAUCGCUGCACCUUCACCUCUGACCCCUCGCCACCCUCGCCACCUCAGUGGCACAAAGAUCCCGGGGACCCCCGUCACAGAACGCGAGCGCCACCUCUCCGGCAUUAUGCCCACCUUUCAAACAAAUUUGAAAUUCACUGUACCCAUGAGCCCCAGUAAACGUAAGCUGGAUGCCCCACCACCCCCGCUGCCCAGUGUGUCAGACUAUGGUAAGUCUGAUUCUCAGCUGAAUGACCUUGGCCUCAACAUGGCAGCAUUCAGGGUUCUGUCCCCCCAAAGCCAACCUACCACCCCCUCAUCUAUCUCAUUCCCUCGACAAAGAAGCACCACAAGUCGGCCCUCAUCUUCUGCUGCCUCCACCCCUCCACCCAUGCUGGUUUCCCCCACACCAGCCUCACCUCUGCCACAGGAUCCAAGCUCACGCCGCAUUGUUCCCCUACGAGAUUCGCCUGUCAUUGUUCGAAACCCUGAUGUGCCGUUGGCUAAGUUCAGUGAUAGUCCCCUGAGCCGUAGAGGAAACUCACUCUCUAGGGAGCACAGCCAGCCUCCGCAUCUCACUGUGGGCCUCCAGGCCCCCGUGCCCAUCAAUGGCGCUGCCACCAAUGGAGACGUUCUCCUGCGGAAUCCUGCUCCCAACUUAGUCUUGGUGACCUCCUCCGAGUCAUUAACACCUGUGGCUCCCGGACAUCCUGUCCACUCAAGCCAUGCCCCUUUGAAUGUGUCCACCUCUAAUGCAUCCACUGGUCCGGUUCUUGCAAUAUCUGGCUCAGGAAGAAAGGAGCAAAAGAGAAGGCUUGGGGGCCAUGCAGAUGCUAGUGGUAGUGCUCUUCCACAGCCUGUAGCUUGCCAUCCUUCACCCACAGCUCUGCUACCCCUUAUCCUGCCAGCAGAGUCCCCUCAUCCUGCUCCUCGCAAAGACAUCAUUAUGGGACGACCUGGCACUGUCUGGACCAACGUGGAGCCCCGCUCUGUGCCUGUUUUCCCAUGGCAUUCAUUGGUUCCUUUUCUGGAGACCAGUCAAUCAAAUACGUCCACGCAGCCUAUGGAAGGCCAAACACUUGUAAAUACGAACAAAGAACCUCGCUUUGGAGUUGCCCUUGUGACUGAGGGACGUAUUGACCAACCUGCACCAGAGAGAGGUUCCCCGUGUUGCCCCCCUCCUUCUACUGAAGACAAACCAGUUGAAAGAGAUGGAGGCGAUAGUGAGACAGAAAGUGAUGCUGAUGAUCUUUUUUUUCCAGAUGUAGCCCAAGACUCCUCUCCAUCUACGGGCCCAGUGAAAAGACGCUCACAAUCUCUCAGUGCACUUCCCAAAGAAGGUGACAAGAAGAGGGAAAAGGACCAUAUAAGAAGGCCAAUGAAUGCGUUUAUGAUCUUUAGUAAGCGCCAUCGUGCACUGGUGCAUCAGCGGCACCCUAACCAGGACAACCGCACAGUCAGUAAAAUACUGGGCGAGUGGUGGUACGCCCUGGGACCUAAAGAGAAGCAGAAGUAUCAUGACCUUGCCUUCCAGGUGAAGGAGGCUCACUUCCGGGCUCACCCUGAUUGGAAAUGGUGUAACAAGGACAGGAGGAAGUCUCUGUCUGAGGGCCGGGGAACUCCAGGGGCCAAAGAAACUCACGAGCGCAGCGUAUCUGAGAGCACAGAGGCCCAUUCCGCAUCUCAGGGGGGAGACCACAAAGGAGCAGGUCCCAACUGGAUGUCACCACGAUCUGACUGUCAUGGAGGAUUAAUGGGAGGGCAGAAUCAACGGCCUCGUGCUUUUUCUCAGAGUGCUGUGCAUACUCUGGAGAGGAGGGACAAUGAGAGAGAGAUGGAAAGCGCAGGUGUGUUUCCACCCCGCCCCCCUGCUCACCCUCUAUUCCAGCAAAGGUUGAGUGAGGAUGUGACCAGUGAUGAAGAGCGCAUGGUGAUCUGCGAGGAAGAUGGGGAUGAUGAUGUCAUGGAUGACUCAUUUGCAGAAGGCUCCAUAGACCUGAAGUGUAGAGAGAGAGUGACAGCCAGUGAUGAUGAAAACGACCAUGCAGAUGAGGCUGACAGCAAGCACACCUUCCAACAAGUAGUCCAUUCCUCUUUGGCGUUAUCUCCUGGUAGUUCAACUGCCAUCAAACAUGAAGACCGGCAAAAACAGAACAUAGACAGGAAGAAAAAGAGAGGGAUGGAGGGAGUAAAGCAGCAGAAUGGGGGGCCCAAAGAAGGGAAAGAAGGAGGUGGAGGAGGACAGGUUCCUUCUCACGCAAAUUCAGCCUCCAUUACUAGUAUAAAUACCACUUUGCUGCAUGAGGCAGGGAUGUACCACACACAAGGUGGUGUCAGUAUGGCCCCUACCAUAGUGACCAAUGUUGUUCGGCCCAUCACCAGCACCCCUAUCCCCAUCGCCAGCAAGCCAGCUGAUGGGGGUGUGGCUGUUGGGAUCCUUCCUCCAGAUGGGAAGCCCAAGCUACUGAUUGGUGCUGGCAGAGCCGCCGCAGGAGGUGGGGCCAUUCCAGGGGGUGGGUACUUUCCCUCCUGUUCUCCCAAACCUAAUGGUCAAGGAAGCUUAGUCACUGGCCUUGUCCUAGGAGGAGCCUUCCCAAACCAACCCACUGUUCAGUUUAUUCCUCCACCCCAUCAUACUCCAUGCAAUGGAACGCCUAACAACAGUGCUGUACCCCUUCCCAUGUUUCAUCCUCAGUUCCUCCCUGCUGCUUCUAUUACACCCCCUAGUGGUGGGAAACCUGUGAAACAGAUGCAGUACAUCCUUCCAACGCUACCAGCCAAUCCCAACAGCCCAUCCUCCCAGCAGCCAUCCAGUGUUCUUGCCUUGCCCAGUGCCCCGCCCACCCAUGUGACCUUGGCCAAUGGGGUGCAUUCGGGGGCAGGGCAAGGAAUAAGACAUGCUUCAGUCCCAGCAGUGGGAGGAGUCAUCCCAGGAGGUGGAGUUCAAGCACAGUCCCCAGUCUUGCAGAGCAAGAUGCUGGUUCCCAUGGCAACUGUUGGAACAGGAUCCACACCUCCGCAACCAAUUUCCCUGCUGGGUUCACCCCUUCCUGUUCAAAAUGGGGCUCAACAAGGAAGUAAGAUCAUUCAAAUUGCACCAAUUCCUUUAGUCCAAACAAAUGUGCAUCCUGGAGGAUCAGUGCAGACUGGAAGCUCCUUCCCAGUUUCUAUGGCAGCUGCGACUGUCAUGACCCCUGGCCCUACCCCACCUCAGACUGUGCUGUUGACUCCCCCACCAACAAGGAUAACAUAUGUCCAGUCAACUCCUGGAGUUGCUGCUCCUUUGCCAUUGGCUUCUACACCUGCAGUCUCCUCCACUCAGCAGACCCCAUCACAUGCAGUUCCUUCAUUUCUGCAGUCUCCAGUGGCAACUCUUGGCUUUACUGCAAUUGCUCCAGCUGGUCAGGCCUUGGUGCAACCUAUUGUUGCGAGUCAGCCACCCCACUUGGCUCCAUGCUCAACACCAAGUGGUUUGUCACAAUCUGCACCAGCAUCGACUGCUACCCAUCAACUUGUGACUGCUAUUUACCCCAGUGUGAGUUUAGCUGGAGGAGUUGUGUCGGUGACAGCUGUACCACAAAGCACGGCAAGUUCCAUAUCAGUCCCUGUGUCUUCUACAUCACCUCAAGCAAAGACCUCCUCAACCAUGACUGCACAGCUGCAGUCUCAGGUAAACAUGCAGAUUGAGAGGGAACGAGCACCAGAAUCUGGAAAGAGAGAACAGCAGUUGUCAAAAGAUGGACAUCAGACACCACCUAGUAGUGUGGACGAAUCAGUGCCGUGUACAAGUACAUCAAAUACAGGUCAGCAGUGUGAAGGGAAGGAUGAUGGAAAAAAAGGGAGCAAAAUGGAGAGAGAAUAUGAGAGAGAUAUUGGAGGGGGCUCAUUUCAAACAGACAGAGGUGAGAGAGUGAGAGCGAUGGAAAGAGAGAUAGAGCGUCAAGAUGCUGAGACCAACAUCAAGGAUGAACAUAGUCGAGAGGCAGGACAGAUGGAUGCACCUGUUUUGGACCCCCCACCACCUCCUUUGCAGACUGACACCACUUCAGCCAAAAAAACCAAGUCCCGCCCACCGCCACUUAAAAGCACUACAGAUGCUGACAACAAGGUGCUAUCUGGAACGUCUUUUGAAGAGCGUCUUGCAGAGCUGCCAGAGUUCAAGCCAGAGGAGGUGCUGCCCUCUCCAAAUUUACAGAGUCUUGCAACUUCCCCUAGAGCCAUACUAGGCAGCUACCGCAAGAAGAGGAGAAACUCCACAGAUCUAGACUCUGCUGAUGACCCCAGUUCACCAAGGAGAAAGAGUCGUCGCCUGUCCAGCUGCAGCUCUGAGCCCAACACGCCCAAGAGUGCUGCCAAGUGUGAAGGAGACAUCUUCACCUUUGACAGGGCUUUUGGAGAGACAGAGCAUAUUUUGGAGGAGUUGGACCGCGUUCAGCCCUCCUCUGUGCGUCGGAUGCUGGACCAGCGGCGAGCGCUGGUCAUGCAGCUCUUCCAGGAGCACGGCUUUUUCCCUUCAGCGCAAGCCACAGCUGCCUUCCAAGCUCGCUACUCAGAUACUUUUCCCAACAAGCUUAGCCUGCAGCUGAAGAUCCGCGAGGUAAGGCAGAAGAUCAUGCAGACAGCUGGAAAUUCAGAGAUCGGAGGUGUGGCCAGUGGCUGUGACUCUGCCUCCACUCCUGGACCUUCCAAUCUAACGCCAAGGGAGAAUUCUGAGUCAGACGAGAGCGGGAGGGGCACGGAAGAGCCACCUAAGAAAGAUUUGGGGAGCCGCAAGAAUUGAGAUGAAGAAUGAUGGCGAGGACGGACAGAACAGAAGGACGAAAGAUGAAUGUAUGGAUGGAUUAUAGAAAUGUGUAAAACCGUUUCCGCUGACGAUAUACAGCACUUCAUUUAAAUUCGAACUGAUUUUGUUGCCGUUGGCUUCACUUCGUCGAUGUUUUGUUGCUAUAUGCAGUUACACCCGCGCACACACACACACACACACACAAACACGUUCACACACACGUUAUGCAAUUACAUAAACCCGUCACUUUCACACAUUACGACUUGCACAAGAAUCUAUUACAUAGCGUAUGAGGUCGCACUCAUUUGCAUAUGCCACUUGAGUUAGGCAGUCAUUGGUCCACCUCUGCAUUAGGGCGUGGCUUCACAUUCUGUCUGAAUUUUAGAGCCCUUCAAAUGCUGCACCACAGGCAGCUCCAAACCAGCCUGUCUGCACAUGCUCAGUAAGCCCCCUGCUUGGCAAAAAUUUUGCCACAUGGGGCUAGCACAGAUUUUUACUGAAUGGACUGAAUGUUUUAAUGAAUAGUUGAAAUUAGACUGUGUGAGGUACUGGUAACUUUCAAUCCAAAUCAGGUGGGGGUGGGGGGAAACAAAUGCGCUUGCACUUUCAUUUGUUAGAGACUGAGAAGGAAAGCAAUAGCCGGGGAGGAGGGUCUUCGUGCGAAUGUUACGCUACAUGCAUUGGCUGUUACUGUUCUUCAGCAUGGGCUGGAAAUUCGAAACAACAGGUUUUUCCCAGAAGCAACAAUCUCAAGACUCAUACUCACGUAGACCAGCGGAGCAGAAAAUGGAGGCUACUGCGGCCGACAACAACGCAGCACAUUCAAAACCGAAAGACGAAAGCAUUGUCAUAAAACAACAACCUCAGAAGAAACAUACAAAAGAAGACGUAAACAAAUAGAGACACUACCCUUCUUUGAAUCAACUUGUUGUUAUGCUUAGUUGUUUUGUUGUUGUUUCGUAAUGUGGAACUGACUGAUAUUUUUUUGUAUUAGCUUGCGCUUAUCUUCUUCUUACUCUAAUAAUACGUUCAGCAUGGACAAUUCCAGCUAUCUAAGUGUUGGAGCAAUUAUGUCAAGAAAAAAAAAGACUCUGUUUUAGCCUCUUAGCUGAAGCUCCUCUUCUCUGGCCGCCGACUUAGGCUUUUCCACUUACACUGUAUAUAACCGUGAUGGCUGGGGAGGGAGGAGAGGGUGGGCAUGAGGCUCUCUCUGUGUUCUUUUCCUCGUUUCUUUCUUUUUAUAUAUAUAUAUUUCAAUCAGGUGUUUGCACAAUAUGUGGUCCUAGACCAUGGUUUAAAUCAGGAAAGUAUUUGUUUUUAGAUAUUUAAAAACUAACCAACGACUUUGUUCCAUUUUGUUCGAUUUUCCCUUCCAUAUUCCUAAAGGAAACCCCCUUAUUUUUUCAUCUCCUUAAAACUUUAACUGAAGUGUUGAUGGAAAGCGCCACUUCAAGCGCUGGUCUGGAGUCAGAGUAAGCUUUGUUGUCUUGGAUGACUUUGAUUCAGGAUUACGCAAGGUAAAGCUGACCCGAGACCAGCGCUGGGGCGGCAUUUCUCAGGAUCUCCUCUUUCUAAAUCUGCCUCUUUUUCAUUGGUGCAAUAGGACAUGUGGGUGGGAAUUUUUUAGUAGAUGAGUAACCUAUUAGUGCCAUAGAUUUUCACUGUACAAGCUGUAAUAAAAUUAUAUAUAUAUUGAAAAGAGAGAGGAAAAAAUAAUUAUAAUAACAUUCAGGAGUGAGUUUUGAGAGAGAAAUCCAAACUGA
Messenger RNA from Xyrauchen texanus (razorback sucker), 9479 nucleotides. RefSeq names its product protein capicua homolog. The record is from RefSeq and is a predicted model, not a curated record. Gene Ontology annotation, cellular component: nucleus. The transcript is spliced from 20 exons. Bases 325 to 7713 code for a protein of 2462 amino acids. Lineage: Eukaryota; Metazoa; Chordata; Actinopteri; Cypriniformes; Catostomidae. Gene Ontology annotation, biological process: regulation of transcription by RNA polymerase II. Gene Ontology annotation, molecular function: DNA-binding transcription factor activity, RNA polymerase II-specific; RNA polymerase II transcription regulatory region sequence-specific DNA binding.